AUGGAGCCCCACAGCUACGCCGGGCGCUGGCGCCGCUGCACGGCCGCGACCAACGCGGUCCUCGAGUGGCUGCACCGGGCGACCAAGCCCAAGAGUAAGAACGCUACGAAGAAGGUCAAGAAGAAGGGCGCACGGUCGGCCGACACGGCUGCAUGGACGAUGGCGCAGAUCUACGCGGCUGCGCUCGAGGUCGUCGACGCCGGCACGACCGUGCCAUCGAGCAUCCUGCGCGACCUCAUGGUCGUCAUUCGCCUCCGGUUUGACGCGUAUAUCAAGCUACCGGCCGACCAGCGCGAUGGCCAUGGCGCCUACGUCGAUGUGCUCCGCGCCGUCUUGAUAAAGUGGCUGCCGAUCACGGACGACCUCAAGACGCUGGUAGGGCCCUUAAAGGACAUGCGCACGGGCCGCCGGGACCGCGACGACGUGGGCCAGCGCGACUACUUUCCGCCGUUCGACGUCGACGCGUUUCCAUUGCCAGUCGACGACCAGGACCCGCGCCUCGCGAGCCUCGACGCGCAGCGCCGCGAGAUGCAAUUCGCGUGCAUGUGCUUCGUCUUGGACAUGGCCGAUCUCAUGCACGAUGCCAAGCUCGGCUGGAUCAUGCACAAGGAGUCGGCCAUGUGCGCGAGCGUGCCCGCGGCGAUUACCAACGCCGGCGUCUACGCCGUCGAAGUGCUCCAUACCGAGCUGCGCGAGGUGUACCCACACCUCUCGGAUGUGGAAGCGAUCAUGGCCACGCUGCGCUGCGGCCGCUUCAUCGUCGAGAUAGUCUGUAGCCACAACGUGUCGGUCGACAAGGCAGCGGGCAUGCUCAUGGUCGCUCGCCGCGCGGCCAUCGAGCGCCUCAAACCGCUCUCGAUCCAAGUCAUGACAAAGGCGUUGUCGACCUCAGGCGACGACGACUGGAACAUGGACUGGACGACGACGCUCGGCAAAGGCGACGGCAUCACCGCGCUCCAUGCGUACCUCAAGACGUUCAUCGUGCAUGCGCUCCGUGAACCUGGGACGCGCGCGGUCACGUACCCGGAUACGUUUGGCCCGCCGUGGGUCGAAGGCGACUCGGUGCUGCGGUGCACGACGGAUUUGUACCAGUCGUUUUUUGCCGACGUCCUGCCGCCACUGCUCCUCGACGCCAAAGCCGGUUUUAUGCCCAACGGCCUUGUGUACGACAACGAGCUGGCGCCGCUGCGACGGCUCUUGACAGUCUACGUGCAGACGCAGCAACUUCCGGUGAGCUUGGGCUUUGCGUGCCAAGCGAUGCUCUGGAGUCUCUUCUACACGACGCAAGGCCGGUCGAGCGUCGGGAUCAAUGUCGCCCGUCUCGCCACCAAGGUCUUUAGUGCGAUGGAGCAAGAUCGCGCGUGGUACAACCCGUACAUGGCAACCGGUCAAAUGAUGCUGCUCAUGCGUCUCGAGAUGGGCUACGUUCUCGGUCUUUCGACGAUGGACGACAUUGGCCAGACACACAUGCUACUGCACCUCUACCAUGCGCUCUAUCGUCGCGGCAAAAUCGCCGUGAGCACCGAGAUGGAGAUGCUUGCCACGGCGUUCCCGCAAGUGUUUGUUGAUGGUCGCCCAGCCGCAGAUUUCGCAUCGGCCCACUUGCGGUCGUAUGGCUGGGAUGCCGCGACGGCCGCCCAGCUGCUUGGCGACGACAUGGAUACGGUCACGGCAUCGGUCGACGGCGUGCAGUUGUCGACGUCCAAGAAGAGCAAGAAGCCACGGUCGCUGCCGUCGUUGGCGUCGAUGCCAAAAACGAUGGCGUGCGAGCGCGUGACGCGGCUCGAGUUGCCAAGUGGCAACUUUGCCGACGACUACACCGACUGGAUGCGGACGCUCCGGGAUGAGAUCGAAGGGAUUCAUGCGCUCCACCUGCCGGUCCUCGGUCAGCUCUUUCGCGACGCGUGGAUGGAGAUGGCCACCGCGCUCGGCUUCCACGGUACCGCCCCGCUCGAUCGGUCGCGCGAUGUACGCAAUGCAGUGCGCUUUGCCAACGAGAACCGCUGCGUGCAGACGCUGCUUGCACUCUGCGACCGGUCGCCCGACGACCCGCGGCUGCUGGUCGCCGCGACGGCGGUCGAGAAGCUCGUGCAGCGCAUGCCGGAAGCGCGCAUCGUGAAUGGGCGCUAA
Molecule: messenger RNA, 2130 nt
Organism: Saprolegnia parasitica CBS 223.65
Lineage: Eukaryota; Oomycota; Saprolegniomycetes; Saprolegniales; Saprolegniaceae
Exons: 3
Coding region: 1-2130 (709 amino acids)
Source: RefSeq, a predicted model, not a curated record